UUGCUUGUAUUCAUCUCAGCCAUACUAAUAUUCACAGCACCGGGAGUGUGCUAUACUCGCUAUAUCAAUGAUUUUCGAGCAAGCGAUGAAAUUUGUCCUAAUCAGAAUUUUCUACCAAUGGGUGUUAACAGAUGGAGUAACGGAGUACAUUUUCAGAAUCGUGGACAAAAUGUUUGGGGUCAGUUAGCCAUCGUUAUCACGUCAAUCUUAUUUGCAUUACCACUACUUGGACUUAGUUGCUUGCAAAUCGCCACUGGUAUUUCUCUGUUUUAUUUGCAAAUAUGUCUAUCGAUAGUCUCAAUAUUGAUAUUUCUGACGUUAGGUGGAUUAGAGACUUGGUAUGCCACAGGAUUCGGGCAUAUGGGCCCUCUGAUAACUCAGAUCGGAGGAGGACAAUUCAGCGGUUGUUUGGGUUUACCUAACUGUCAUGUACUGUUCAUUGUGAAAGGAUGGGCUGCCGCCGCUGCUUUGUUAUUUUUAUGUGCUGUACUAUUUCUAACAGACGUUGGAAUGCAAUUUCUUCGCAAAGAAAAGUAUUCUCAAACGUAUACCACUCCAUUAUCACCGCAUGCUUCCUGUACGCCAUCGGAAUCAAAUCACUUCAACAAUUAUCGUACAAGAAUACAUGUUGGAACGCGCUAUUAA
Molecule: messenger RNA, 645 nt
Organism: Thelazia callipaeda (thelaziosis nematode)
Lineage: Eukaryota; Metazoa; Nematoda; Chromadorea; Rhabditida; Thelaziidae
Source: the annotation of a GenBank genome assembly